Peromyscus eremicus (cactus mouse) is the source of this 1532-nucleotide messenger RNA. RefSeq names its product A-kinase anchoring protein 14 (gene Akap14). The coding region runs from base 100 to 1425 and encodes 441 amino acids. NCBI's taxonomy places the organism in Eukaryota, Metazoa, Chordata, Mammalia, Rodentia, Cricetidae. Gene Ontology annotation, cellular component: cAMP-dependent protein kinase complex. The transcript is spliced from 6 exons. Gene Ontology annotation, molecular function: protein kinase A regulatory subunit binding. The record is from RefSeq and is a predicted model, not a curated record.
CUCUUUAGGAACCUUGGGGCAAAGUGCUGAGAGACUGCUAAGGCUUCCCUAGCUACCUCUGCUACUGCUUCAAACAAGAAUCUGCUUGUUUAGGCAAAAAUGAAUAACAAAAAAAAGCCCCCAGCCCUGAAGGGGAAGAUUGUGGAGAAAGCUAGCACAGCCAAGACAAACAAACCGGACGUUCCAGAUCCCAAGAAUGUUGCUACAGGGUCAAAAGACAGUAAGACCAUGGCGGACCCAAAGAAGCCUGGGACAGAGCAGAAAGAGAAAAAGACUGUGACUAUCAUUACAGAUCUUCAGGAAAAAAAGAGUGUGGCCGAGCCCAAAGAAAAGAAGACUGUGACGAUCUCAGAUCCCAAAGACAAGACGAAAGACAAGAGGAUGGUGACAUUUGUGACGGACCUAAAAGACAAGAGGAUUGUGACAGACACAAAAGAAAACAAGAUUAUGUCCAUAGAGACGAAAGAAAAGGUGGUUGUGCCCGUCGUGCCAGAAGUAAAAGAAAAGAAAAUUGCGCCGCCGGUAGAACCAAAAGAGAGCCCAAAGGUGGUUGCGCCAGUCGUGCCCGUUGUGCCAGUCGUGCCAGUUGUUGCCCCCGUUGUGCCCGUUGCUGUGCCCGUUGUGCCAGUUGUGCCAGUUGUGCCAGUUGUGCCAGUCGUGCCAGUUGUGCCCGUCGUGCCCACUGUGCCAGAAGUAAAAGAGAAGAUCUCGGUGCCAAGGGUGAAAGAGAAGAAGGAAGUGCCACCUGUGCGGGAGCUAAAGCGACUCAAAGCUGUGCACGUCGUACCAGAGACAAAAAAGAAGAAGGCUGUGCCCGAGAUCAAAGAGAAGGCGCCCGCGGUGGAAGUGAAAGAGAAGAAAGUUGUGCCCGAGGUCAAAGAGAAAAGGCUUGUGAUAGCAGAAAAAGUAGACGACGAGACAAGUGAGCUAGCUCGGACUAUAGCUGAGAGCGUUGUGGCUGCAGCAGUUGAAUUCGUGGAAGAAGCCAGAAACCCCAUCAAGAACAUCAAGUGGAUCUCUCAUGGGGAAUUCACAGUAGAAAAGGGUCGAAAGCAAAUUGAGGAGUUUAUUUCAGUUUCUCUAAAUCCAUCGAAAAAGACUGUGGGGUUUCAAAAUCGCUGGGUGUACUAUGCAGAUUUUAUUGAGAAGAAAGACUUAGUUCACUCCUUCCACUAUAUCUACCGUGUGUGCUGGAGUGCCCCCACUGCUGUAAGACCCUUGGCAAGAGUCAGUGCUUUCGCCUACUUUACCAUCAAGUUCAACAAGAGCAAACCUCCGGAUAUGCCUGUUGAAGUCUCUUAUGUCUUUGAGAAUUCAGGACUACUUCAAAGACCAGGAAGUAUUCGAUUUCGAGAACAAUGGCUGAGGGACAUCACUGAAACCAAACAAAUUUUGUUGGAGUCGAUCCCUUUUAAAGUUGUCUGAUUCUUGUGUCACAUUUGAGGACUCCUUUAACAAUCAAUACAUUAAAAAUAUGAAACAGCACAUCAAACCACGUAAUAUUUAUUGAAUAAUAAACUUGUAGUACACAA